CCCAAUCUCCAGUUGCACACGAAGAUGAACGACUGCGAGCAUUAUCCUUGACCAAACCUCCAUCAUCGAAAUUGCAUUGCAUCCUCGGAUAGUCAAAUCAUCAUACCAUGGCUACACAAUCCGACGAAUCUCCUUCACCACCUCAAGACCUCUCCGGCUCUCAGUUAACCAUCCCAUCCGAUUCCGAGCCAUACUCAUCAUUAUCUCCUCCAUCUUCAUCUCCGCCUCAAUCGUCAGAUAACAAUGGUAGUCAACCGGUGAUAAUAUACACACCGCCCACUAUAUGGGGAAUCUUGCGGGGAGCUGCAAUCAAUCUCCUGUUACCUUUUGUGAACGGGAUGAUGCUGGGAUUUGGUGAACUGUUGGCACACGAAUGGGCUUUUCGUUUAGGAUGGAGGGAAACAAAUGUCUGGCCCCGACAUCGAGGUUCACACUCCAUCGGACCCGGUGUCGAAAUGAGAGAUGACCCAGUGGAACGAAGAAGACGGAACAGCGAUUUCAACAGCGAAUUCGAGCCUGACGUGAUUGAUGCUGCUUCAUUGGAAUAGAUGUGAUAUGAUAUGCAGCCUUCGAUUCUCAAAAGACGAAAGAAUUGCAAAUGAAAUGAGUUGUUUGGGUCCGAACUUCAGAGGGCGCCAUAACGAGCUGUACAUAUUAUUUCUAAAAGAGAAA
This is a messenger RNA of Exophiala viscosa, 672 nucleotides long. Its product is annotated as pre protein translocase YidC subunit. Gene Ontology annotation, biological process: protein insertion into mitochondrial outer membrane; mitochondrial outer membrane translocase complex assembly. Lineage: Eukaryota; Fungi; Ascomycota; Eurotiomycetes; Chaetothyriales; Herpotrichiellaceae. Gene Ontology annotation, cellular component: mitochondrial outer membrane. The record is from RefSeq and is a predicted model, not a curated record. The coding region runs from base 108 to 548 and encodes 146 amino acids. The transcript is spliced from 2 exons.